CGAUGAUGCACGUGAUGAAUAUAAACCCUAGCUCUGGAGCUUGAUUGCUCUUCACCAAACGAUCAAUACUACUAAAACUCCAACUGGACAUGCAUGUCUGUUGGAAUAUCAGCGAUAAACUGCUUCAUAUCUACAUUUUACAUAUCAGUCUCACCCGGUUAAACCAUCAUGGCCUCACAGACCCCGAAGCAACCCACUCACUGGUUGCCCCAUAAGAUGCGUGAUUAUUGGUAGUAGCGGGGUCGGCAAGACGUCCAUAUUAUACAGGCUGUUUAAAUCCAAAGUCCCACCCAUGGAGGAUUUUCUAGAUGGUUCUGAGGAUCAGGCUUCAAAUCUCCGGUAUGGCAUGCCGGCUCUUUGUGAUGCUUGCGAUCACCGGACUUUAAACAUGGAGUGAGUAUGGUGACCCUUUCUUCCUCUCUUUUCAACCGCCUCUACCAACCCGCUGAACUGCCACUAAAAAGAGGUGGAAAACGGUAAAGGGGCCAUGCCUUGUAAUUUAUGCUACGGGACGCCCCCUCUUUAUAUAUACAUCUUCUGUUUCUAGACAUAUAGUUCAGAAAGCCCCUAUUUAUCAUGAAUGUUGCAAACUCCACUCAAACUCCACGGCCAAAACUACGCCGUAUAUUUAAGAGACACUACCUAUGAAGAAGCACGUCUGCGCCACCUCUCAUUCCCCGGCUAUCAUCUGCUUCUCCGUAACGAACAUCCAUUCCUUCCACGCCAUCGAGUCUUCUUGGCUCGAGGAGGCAAACCAUUUCCAUCCCAGAGGCAUCCCCAAAAUCAUCAUCGGCAACAAAGUUGACCUGAGAACGCAUCACGCUGGCGAAGGAGAGGCGGAAAAGAAGCAGAAGAAUAGGAGUCAGAAACAAAUCCCUCUCCUUCCACUGUGGAUGCCCCUGAGCCCGUGGACGGGAACCGGUCGGUUUCCCGUGAGGAGGGCAUGGGCUUGCCGAAGCGAUCAAAGCUGUCGCCUAUGUUGAGUGCUCAGCGAUGACGGAAGAGGGCAUGUCUGAGGUGUUCCACGCAAUUCAAGAGGCAUGUGGAAAAGGGGGGGAAUACGCUAGUCAACCUAUUUAUUGUAUGUACGUCCGGGUUGCUUGAUAUUGUGAAGUAAAUAAACGUACGUUAGCAUUAAAACCUAAAAAUUGAUAAAAUAAAAAUCAGUACAUAAAUAAAUAAACGAAGUCAGCCAUCGAUAGUAUGGAUAUGUAAUACCGGGAGAACUGUCAUUUGGAAAACAAGAGUGACCUUUUUGGCCCUUUUUGCCAGGUGAUGUUUCAUAUCUACGCAAUGCUUCA
This is a messenger RNA of Blastomyces gilchristii SLH14081, 1301 nucleotides long. RefSeq lists its product as uncharacterized. The record is from RefSeq and is a predicted model, not a curated record. The coding region runs from base 645 to 983 and encodes 112 amino acids. The transcript is spliced from 3 exons. Lineage: Eukaryota; Fungi; Ascomycota; Eurotiomycetes; Onygenales; Ajellomycetaceae. Gene Ontology annotation, molecular function: GTPase activity; GTP binding.